CUGGCAUCCCCUGCACCAACAUGGAUCAAGCAUUCAGGCUCAGUAGCUCCCGACACUGAGAUUGCAACUCCUCACCAUACGAGAUAAAUGCUUGCGCAAUACAACGGAUCAAACCUCCGACAUAUCACAGCGCAAUUACGUGCUACUUUUGUGCGUAACUCGACAUCCUGGGCUUAUUAUCUACUUAACUCUCGCAAUCGCAAUCACAUUCAGAUCGCAUUAUCUUGUGGGGCCCAAAUCAACCAACCCAGGCCAUGUUCGAGGUCCCCAACGCCAAGAGGGUGAGGCGCGAUCAACUCUACGGCUCAUCUUCGGAUGGUGGUGACCAAGAUGAGCAAGGCGUGGAGGAUGCAGAGGAGCGCGCAAAGUUGAACGCGCGACUCUCAAGCCUGCUGGGCCUGGACCUUUCUGCGCCGGCACCAUCGCUGGCACCCGGGCAGGGUCCGGACGCGGCCGACGCCCACGGGCACGGGCACGGGGGCACGGAGGACCAAGAGGAGCGCCACGAUGAGGAGUUUGAGUUCCGGCUGUUCUCUGGCCCGACCGGGACCUCGGCGCCGGCAAAGGUGGUGCUUGAUGCAUCUGAUGACGAGGACGCGCCCAAGGGGGGCGGCGGGUUCGUGCGCCCCGAGCGACCGCAGAGCUAUUAUCUGGCCGGUGAGGCGACGCCCGACCAGCGGGAGAGGUAUUGCUAUGCUGCUGUUACGGCCGAGGACAUCAUUGCUGGCGCGAGCAAACGGGCGUGGGGGCUGGAGAGACCAUGGCGCGUCGUCAAGAUCUCGCUUUCUUCGAGGAAAGCACGGAGCAACACAGCUGGGUCAGAUGCCGGGGCCACAGCAACUAGCGAAGACAACACAGAGGAUGGAGCCAAGCGCAAGAGGCCGGGCAAGAAACGCAGGAUAGCUGUGAGGAUCAAGGCCCGCGCUGAGAAGGAGAAGCGGGAGGCCGAGAAGGCGAGACGGGAGGCAGCGGAGAAGCAGAGAAUCUCGAAAGAGGAGCACCUCCUGGAGAAGAAGAAACGGCUUAACCGGGAGAAGAAGCUGAAGCGGAGGGCCAAGGAAAAGGAGAAGAAGCUGGCUGCGGGAGAGACGCUGCCGCCGUCCGAAGCACCGACUUCUCCCCGCUCUGAGUAGACGGCAUCGCCCAUACACUGUUGAACAUGAUGCAGAGGCAUCCAAAUCUUGCCUCUGCGCUGGAUUGGCCUCCAUCAUGGCUACCACGGCC
This is a messenger RNA of Diaporthe batatas, 1224 nucleotides long. RefSeq lists its product as uncharacterized. NCBI's taxonomy places the organism in Eukaryota, Fungi, Ascomycota, Sordariomycetes, Diaporthales, Diaporthaceae. The transcript is spliced from 2 exons. The record is from RefSeq and is a predicted model, not a curated record. Bases 255 to 1133 code for a protein of 292 amino acids.